CCUAGAUCUAGAUCUACGCCUAACUAUAAUUUUCGUAAUAAUAUAGAUCUAAUUCCAAUUAUGAAGUAAUAAUUUAGAGAUUUUCUAGAUUGGACAUAAUUUGCUUCCCCAUAACCUAGUAACCUUCCAGCGCCACCAUGAUAGCAGACUCUGGCACAACCAGCUGUAUCCUUUCUGUUGAAGCAGAGAGUUUUGUGGAGCACCUGAUGGAGUUUGAUGUGAAAGAUGUUGGCUCUGCCAGAUGGCACCAACAACACGAACAUGUGGAAAAACUGAACAUGCAAGCUGUGAUCAAUGCCGCAGCUAAGGAGGACGAAUUUGUCAAAGAAUAUUUUAUAUCAUAUGGCAAGAUUAACUUAUUGAUACAAGACUUAAUAACAACAGAAAUUUGGAAACAGAAAGUUUUUCCUGAAUUAAUUGACAUGGAGUUUGAACCAAAAACUACUUUUCCAAUAUAUAUUAUACUCUACCACGAGGCCACUGUGAUCAACUUGCUAGAGACGAUGAUGUUCUACAAGGAAACUUGUGAAGUUGCUGAUGACUCUGUACUUGAUCUGGUCGACUAUGCUUAUCGUAAACUUUGUUAUCUGGCUGCUAAGGGAGAAAACAAAGAUGAUGAGUUCUUGCCCAAUGGCAGAGAUCCUGGAGUAGCAACAAGUAACAUGGAGGAGUUGGUGCAACAGGAACUUCAGCUGCAGUUUGAAAUCAGCAUCAAAGCCUUGUCAGUCAUACGAUACAUCACAGACUGUUUAGACAUUCUUCCGCUAAGUGUCAUGACCAGAAUUUUAAACACACACGACCUCCCCAUUUUGUUGGUGCAACUAGUGGAGUCGCCGCCCUGGACUAGGAGAAAAGAUGGAAAACUGUACAAGUUUAUUGAUAGCAAGUGGGUAGAAGUUAGCUUCGAGGAUAGUCUGAAACUCACCAAAACUGAAGGACAGGUUUGGAUCGCAAUUUUUAAUUUACUAAUGAAAAGGUCAUGUCAAGAAAAAUAUGAACUAAACAAUUAUCGUAAGAAUACAAUUAUCAAGCUUAGGUCCCAUUUAACAGAAGUGCUAUUAGACCAGAUGCCCAUCCUGGCAGAGCUGCAGAGGUAUCUUGAGCACCUGGCCAUUAUGGAUCCACCACCUGCCAAAAAAGAUUUGGUCCUUGAACAGGUACCAGAAAUGAGAGACAAACUACUGAAGAAAUAUGAGGACAAGUGGCACAAGAUUGCUUCAGCUCAGGUGAAAACAACAUUCAACCAAUCGGAUGACGACAUCAGGUCACAGGCUCAAAGAUGGGCAGCCACUUACAAUUUGGAUGUUUUAGAAGAACUGGUUGCAGACCCUCCUAAAUGUGCAGUGUGUGGCCAACUGGCCAGCAAACGUUGUUCCCGUUGCCAGAAUGAGUGGUAUUGUCGCAGAGAAUGUCAAGUUGCACAUUGGAAGAAACAUAAACAAGCAUGUGACAUAAUCCAUGAAACCUUACAGACAGCUAGAUAACGACUAACAGUGUGUUACAAGAUUAUUUAUGUUCAACAAUUUAGAUGUGUUCUUUUAACUGCCAAUUUCAUUUUGUGGUUCAAUAAAGUUUAUAUUUUAGAGUCAUGUGUGUAAGUAAUGAAAUUUAGUUGAUUCCACAUGUAGACUCAACUAAAAAAAUUCCAUUCAGAUUCUUGCAAUCUUUAACAUUUUGAAAAUGAAUGUUGAAUGCAGUAAUUAAGUUUGUCAGUUAAAUGAAUAAAUCUGUUUCUAAAGGAAAUCUUUUAAGUUGAGUUAUAAAUAUUCCGUCCAUUGUUCUAUUGAAUGCUUAAAUAGUUAUCUUUGAUAUUCAAACUAUCUAAUAUGAUGGUGAAAAUGAAUGUA
Molecule: messenger RNA, 1847 nt
Organism: Physella acuta
Lineage: Eukaryota; Metazoa; Mollusca; Gastropoda; Physidae
Product: zinc finger MYND domain-containing protein 10
Biological process (GO): outer dynein arm assembly; motile cilium assembly; inner dynein arm assembly
Cellular component (GO): cytoplasm; centriolar satellite
Source: RefSeq, a predicted model, not a curated record